Molecule: messenger RNA, 1259 nt
Organism: Telopea speciosissima
Lineage: Eukaryota; Viridiplantae; Streptophyta; Magnoliopsida; Proteales; Proteaceae
Product: ribose-phosphate pyrophosphokinase 4
Exons: 7
Coding region: 29-982 (317 amino acids)
Biological process (GO): purine nucleotide biosynthetic process; 5-phosphoribose 1-diphosphate biosynthetic process
Cellular component (GO): cytoplasm; ribose phosphate diphosphokinase complex
Molecular function (GO): magnesium ion binding; ribose phosphate diphosphokinase activity
Source: RefSeq, a predicted model, not a curated record
UUUAGGCGGUAGCAGCAGAAUAGCAGUGAUGGAGAAGCCCAGGAAGCAAGUGCUUCUCUUCUCCUGCGUAGAAUCUGAAGAUCUUGCCCGGAAAGUCGCUGCUCAGACUGAUUGUAUCCAACUUCAGUCCAUAAAUUGGAGGAGCUUUGAUGAUGGGUUCCCAAACCUUUUCAUUAAUAAUGCACAGGAUAUCCGAGGUCAACAUGUUGCUUUCAUGGCAUCUUUCAGCUCCCCAGCUGUUAUCUUUGAGCAGCUUUCUGUCAUAUUUGCUCUGCCUCGGCUGUUUGUUGCUUCCUUUACAUUGGUUUUACCAUUCUUUCCUACUGGUUCUUUUGAGCGCAUGGAAGAGGAAGGAGACGUUGCAACUGCAUUUACAAUGGCACGGAUAUUGUCAAAUAUACCCAUAUCAAGGGGUGGUCCAACUAGUCUAGUCAUCUAUGAUAUACAUGCUUUACAGGAAAGAUUUUAUUUUGGGGAUCAUGUUCUGCCUUGUUUUGAAACUGGUAUCCCUUUGUUGAUACAACGUCUGCAUGAGCUCCCUGAUGCUAAUAAUGUCUGCAUUGCAUUUCCAGAUGAUGGAGCAUGGAAAAGAUACUACAAGCAAUUGCAGCACUUUCCCAUGGUUGUAUGCACAAAGGUUCGUGAAGGUGAUAAGCGGAUAGUUCGCCUCAAGGAGGGAAAUCCAGCUGGUCACCACGUAGUCAUUGUUGAUGACUUGGUGCAGUCAGGAGGAACCCUCAUUGAGUGCCAGAAAGUUUUGGCUGCUCAUGGUGCUGCAAAGGUUAGUGCUUAUGUCACCCAUGCAGUAUUUCCUAAGCGAUCCUUUGAGCGUUUUACUCAUAAUGAUGAGAACUCAGAGAAAGCAUUUACCUACUUCUGGAUCACGGAUUCAUGCCCCCUUACUGUGAAGGCCAUAGCAAAUAAGUCGCCUUUCGAAGUUCUGAGUCUUGCAGGAUCCAUUGCAGAAGCCCUUCAAAUCUGAAAUGAAUAUAAAGGGGCUCACUCUUGAGUUAUGGUUGAAAUUAAUCUGACGUUGACUUAUAGAGGUUGGGAGGCAAAUUAAUUCUAUUCACCAUCUUUGAGGAGUUUAUCAUUGACAAAUAGUCCUACAUUUUCGUUUAAUAAGAUUCAUUAGUUAUCCAUCAUCAUCUGCAAUAUGCAGACAACAGUUAAAGAGGUAGUUUCAUGUAUGUGUUGUUGUAUCUCAAACUAAAUAGCUCUGUUAAUUAUAAUUGUUUUAGUUGAAUCUUGGUUUUCAA